Molecule: messenger RNA, 1632 nt
Organism: Acanthosepion pharaonis
Lineage: Eukaryota; Metazoa; Mollusca; Cephalopoda; Sepiida; Sepiidae
Source: the annotation of a GenBank genome assembly
AUGAAGGUCGGCGUACUAGUCACGUGGUUGGGAGUCGUGUCGAAUCUUUUCGUCCAACUGGCUGCCAGAGGAUCCAUUCUAGAAUGUCCUCCCGAACUUCCCUGCGACUGUUCCCUCACAGUCGACCGGAUGACCAUGGAUUUUCUCCUCAUGGUUGACUGUUCCUCACGAGGUUUCACCAAAUUCCCCAAGUUGGUCUUCAACGAGGGCUCUAAGAUCCGGCUGAUCGAUCUAAGGAACAAUUCUUUUCCUCUGAUGCCAUCUGAUGUCUUUCCCGCCCUCAACGUUGAAUCGGUUGAUUUCAGUGAGAGCGAAAAUCUCACAAUACAUAAAGAUGCCUUGCAGCCUCUGCGGCAUCACCUUCAUAAGGUGGUACUUACAAAAAUGGGCAUAACUUUUCACGAAAGACUUGAUUACCUUAAAGGCCUUGUCCACGUCCACGAACUAUUUCUUGACUACAAUGGAGGAUGGCCGCUGCAAUUUCCCAUGGGCUUCUUUCGGGGGUUGAAUUUAUUGUCGCUGAAGAAACUCAGCAUGAGGUCUUGUGGAAUCUUUCGUAUAGCUUGGAAAGCUUUUGUCGAUUUGGAGCAUUUAAAAGAACUUGACCUGUCUGGUAAUUUUUUACCCGACAUCCCAGUCGAAGCAUCACGAUUAACGCAAUUAGAAAAACUUGUGCUCAACUCCAACCAAAUCCGCUCCAUCCAGGAAAACACAUUCCAACAUUUAAAACGUCUUCGUGAAUUGCAUUUAGUAUCGAAUCAACUGGUAUCCGUGACUUCUAUCCACGAAGACUCCUUCAACGGACUCGUCAAUUCCUUACAAGUGCUAGACCUCAGUAACAACGGCCUGACUGCCGUGCCCAUCCACGCUCUGAGUAACUUGAAAGCGCUUCACACGCUACUUUUGAGUAACAACCGCAUCCCACAUUUAGUGAAUGGUUCGUUUGACGGUAAUUUCAAACUAAAGCAGUUGCAUAUAAGCGGCAACCCAAUGCAUUUUGAGGAAUUUAUGUUCGCUGGUUUGGAAGGUAGUCUCCGUCGUCUCUACCUAAAGAACAUGAAAUUGCCAUCCCUGCCGAUUCCGGCUCUGAAGGAAUUGCAAAAACUCGUCUUUAUCGACGUCUCGCAUAACAAUUUUCAAUAUAUAGGUGAAAACUUCUUCCGUGGACUUCGCGCUCGAAGGUUAGUGAUGCGUUCCAUGAAGGUACGUAAUAUUUCCCCAGAGGCCUUUGUUUACCUCCACCGUCCUAUCGCUAUGGACCUGUCCGACAAUCGAAUCCAUGACGUGUCGUUUGUAGUCCAGGCGCCACGCUGUACGUUCUACGAACUGAACUUGACAAUGAACCCGAUCGAAUGCGACUGCAACGUGGAAAGAAUUAUCAAUAGUGGCACCAUCGAGCAUCUUCUUGGCAAGUGUACGACGCCCAGGCUAUAUGAAAACAAUAACUUGCAGAAUCACACUUUGGGACUGGCCCUCAAAAGAUUGUGCGGCUCGUCAGAGCGAAUAUUUUGUGAUUGGCAUGCUGAGAGGACCGACUCCGCCGGGCACACCCAUGCCGCUGCUAUUACUUCCACCAACCUUAUAAUUGCCCUAAGCCUGAUUGUAUCAAUAAAGUCAACGAUUUCAUUAUGA